Messenger RNA from Penaeus vannamei (Pacific white shrimp), 691 nucleotides. Lineage: Eukaryota; Metazoa; Arthropoda; Malacostraca; Decapoda; Penaeidae. The record is from RefSeq and is a predicted model, not a curated record.
CAUCGUAGUAUAUUUUGUAAACAUAGGUCUUCGCAACACGUAUCUCGGCAAUCCCAAUUAUUUUCAUUGUUAAGCCUUUUUCCAACACGAUGUUGUGAUGGAUGAAGAACAUGUAGAAGAACAGGAAGGCAAUGCUAACAAUGGAGAACAGGUUGAACGUUUGCCAGCACUGAGGUCUUUAUAUAGCAGGGUCCAGAGUUUUGUUCGGUUUGUUAAUCGCACACAAAGGAGUGUAGAUGUUUUCUGGCUAAAUUAUCAAGGAGUUCGACAAAGGUAUAAGCGGCUUGAGCCAAGGGAGCAGUUGAAGAUCAGCACCUACGUCUCCCAUCCCUGGGUUUUCCAGGACUCGGAGACGACAGCCAAGUUGGUGGUCAACUCAGAAGACGUAUUUUUCCCCAAGCCGUGGUACGAGGUGAGUAAGGGGGCCUUGCAGGAGGGACAAGGCAUUCAGGGUCCGGUGUCUCCACGUCACAUCACUGUUUACAUUAGUAUUCCUCUCUAUACUCUAAAGGAGAGAGCAACGCAGGUGAUUUGGUCACACCUACGAGACCCGAAAGACGCCUACAAGUUAGACAUCCCUGCAAUACUCAUGAGUGGCAUUGCUGAGUGGGCUGCCUGAGAGGAUCUGAUUGUUCUGAGCUGUUGUGCUUUAGUUGCGCAAAAAGCUAUUCAAGAAGUUGUGGAAGGCUUG